Messenger RNA from Cylicocyclus nassatus, 699 nucleotides. The record is from the annotation of a GenBank genome assembly. Lineage: Eukaryota; Metazoa; Nematoda; Chromadorea; Rhabditida; Strongylidae.
AUGGAACCCCUCAAUGUUCAGCCACAGACUCUUCCACUCGAUCUAUCAGCAUACGGCUUCACACCGCCGCUGCUGUCUCUACCCGUAAUACAUCCGGCGUUGUUGUCAUCUAUCGUCGAUAUGCAGAAUGCAAAUUCCAAAUAUCUUUCAAUUGACCCUGGUGAAUCCGGAAAAUUCAAUCAACCUGAAAGUAACAAUAACGAAACUGCACCUCCACAGGUGUCUUCAUCGCGUUCGGAUAGCGAUUCUACUGUAUCACCAGCGGCACCGCGUCACAAUGUUAUUGUAAAGAAUCAUUCCAAGAGGAAAAAAGAACUCGUUAAAGACAGUGCGUAUUGGGAACGGCGACGGAAGAAUAACGAUGCAGCGAAAAAAAGCCGAGACAGUCGACGGCAGAAAGAAGACGACAUGGCCUGUCGAGCAGCGACUCUCGAGCAGGAGAACAUUAAGCUGAGAGCAGAGCUGGAGCAGUUGAAGAACGAGACAGGACACCUGCGAGCACUCAUGCUACAUGCGCCGGUGAAGGUUCCGCUCUCGCUACAUCACCCGAUUGGCUCAACAUCGCUGCAUACAAAUAUCUCGAUGAUUGCUGCUCCGUCCGUGAUUACGACCACGGACUUCUGUGGGAGUCUUCCACAUCUUCCAUUCAGCACUGGACCACCAAGAAAUACAGUACUAGUGAACAAUUUGAAGACUUAA